Spirometra erinaceieuropaei is the source of this 7832-nucleotide messenger RNA. The record is from the annotation of a GenBank genome assembly. Lineage: Eukaryota; Metazoa; Platyhelminthes; Cestoda; Diphyllobothriidea; Diphyllobothriidae.
AUGCCCGCAUUUCGUAUCUAUCUUCUGGGAACUGUGGCAGCUCUGGCAGUUGGCGCCUACUGGAUCUACCGCAGUACUUAUAUCCAACGGAAGAAGUCCUCACAGGACAAAAGAACCCACCGACCCGUAUCCAACAACAGCACCUAUGUUGAGGGGGUACUGCAACAGAAUGAACGACCAGAGGCUUCGAGAGAUCACACUGUCAGUAGGGCGGAAGUCGAGUACCUCGUUUCCCUCCUUGCUUCUUCUAACACCACAAAGUUCUUGAAGAUCACGAAGACCCUCCUCAGCUUCACAAACUUUCGGGAGAAUAUGGUAAUCCCACUCCUUUUACCACUCAACUUUUUUUUACUCUUAGGUCUCUUUUAGGAGCCAAAAAACGCUCGAGACCUUAAUUUCACACGUUCUCCUUGGCGGUGAUGGCGCCUUUCUGCGAACUGUUAACGUUUCUGUACUCAGUAUAUUAUCAAACCUCGUGGUGGAUGACGAAGUUCGACAGUACUUGAAAGUACCUAUUUUGUUGGGCUUCACUGCUUAUUACUGUGCUGUUAUUGUAGGCAAAUAUAGACAACCUAUUUGACGCCAAUUUAUCCAGUCUGACGGAGGAGGAGCUCAUUGCAUUUCUCCGCUUCUUGGGGAAUCUCGCGCUUCUGGAGGACAGCUGCGCCCCAGUUAGCAAACACGCAGCCGAUGUUUACGAACUUACGGGCAGCAAAAGUGCUUUGGUACAGCAGCAAGCAUGGACGGUGCUGUUAAACCUGUCAUGUGAUGCCAACAGUCUUCCUGUUCUGCUGUCAGCUGAAGUAAGCCCUGACUGCUACUGCUAAUUUUCAUUCUGCAGGUCUCUGACGAGGUGGCUCCCACCAUCUUGGAGAUGCUCUCGGUGAAUGAGAAUGAGCUUACUUUGAGCAAGGUUCUGAAGUUUUUGUGCAACGCGUACUCUUACCUAUCUACCCACCCUCAACUUGCUCAGGGUCCUUCGAAAUCCAUGACUGAGCGCUUGUUGGUAAGUCGGCCUCUCCCUGUCGUUUUCCGUACCUGUACGAUCAUCAGUUACUUGCUUCACCUUCCAGGAACAUGUAUGAUGCGUCUUCUGAGGGCCUGUCUGUCACCUUUCAUGUGGAGUAAUCACGGCCGGGGGUGGGAGGCGGGCAUUCAGCUGGAUAGUUAAGCGAUGUUGUGGACACAAACGAUUAAUGGUCUUGUUUCGCUAUCCGUCCCGGCCAGCCAACAGCAGGCCUACGAGGCUGGAAUUGAUGUGACCCUGUAAACCAUUUGUUAAAAAAUUUCUCCGGGGCUUUUCUCCUAUCUCCCAGUCACUGACUUUACUCUGUCCCACCUCACCCCAUCCUGGACUACGUUUUGAGCGUUAACAGUGCACCCAGUGUCUUUGCCUCGACGUCUCAUGAUUAUUAUAGCUUUUCCUACCUUUUAUUGUGGUCCAGCGACUAUUAGUUUACAAUGGAACAACGGAAGCCCUGGGGAACUAGCGUCUGUCUAUUAGCCUAGUUGCGGGCUACCCGCUGUUUACACAGGCACUGGAUUUAGAACGCCUGUCGGAGAAGACUGUCUACCAGAUAAACAGGCUUUCGAUUCUGAUGAGUAAGUGACCGUCGAUAGUGCAACAGUAAUGCCUUCAGACGUGGCGCCCGGGCACCGAUCAGCCAUCCCCGUUACUUAUGGAUGGAGACAUGACAAAUGUUGUUCACUACGCUUGCCCGUUCUGCGGUUUUAGGUUCCACCCACAGGCCGUGUGGAACUGGGGACCUCGCCCGUACCAUAUCUCCUGAAAUAUCAGUUGACACUCACGACCUGUGCUGUUAGCCCUUGAAGCAGAAGCCGAAGCAAGUAGAAUUGGUACAUUGCGCCUCCCGUAAUCACUCCUUUAUUAAUAAUCGUGCUGCAUAUCUCUGCCCGCACUUGCUCUUCCAACACUGACCUACAAGACAAGAUCAGGACGACUAGAGUAGGCAUGGGCGCAUGCACGAGCUUGACUCCGCCGUAUACGCAGAAUACACGCACACACACAUCGCUGCCUCGACCGUCUCGACAGUUGAAUGGCCGCAUUUGACGAUGUCCACUGUGUGCCCCACAGCAUGAUAGGGGGCAGGACAGUGGCCUGCGCGUAGACUAAUUUGUGGUGGUGGUGGGUGGUGGGUGGUGGUGGUGGUGGUGGUGGUGGUGGUGGUGGUGGUGGUGGUGGUGGUGGUGGUGGUAGACUUGCGCAGCAUCUGUCGCACUCUCUCCUCUCCCAACCACCUGCGUCCGGUAGCAGGACAGAGUCAAGAGGACCGAAGGCGGGAUUGAGCGCAGUAGGCGUUUCCAUGGGGCUAUAUUAUGCAAGAGUUCUUGGUAGGACUGAAUUUGUGGCUCCCUUAACAGGACGUGGGAAUAGGUACGUCCCGCCCAUGUAAUAAAGGUGGACUUGUGCAUAAUUCCGGAAAGGGCAAAAUAUUCCCGUGUCAUAACCCCAACAAUAACCCUAAUCAAUAGAUGCGAAGAGACGAGUCCCAGGAAGCAGCCUUGAAGAAGGAGACACGAUCGCUUGGACAAGAGCUUUAUUAGCCUGACGUUUCGGAUUCUUGCUCGAACCCAUCAUCAGAGACACAAGCAGAUAAGUGUGUUUCAUGCAUAAGGGGCUGCAGUAUUUAUAAGAUGCAGUAGCCAUGCUACCGCAUGCGUAUGAAUAUUCACGGCUCCCCCCUUCAUCGGGGAUCCCAGCGAUCGUGUCUCCUUCUUCAAUAACCCUAAUAUAAAAUUAGGUCGUUGUCCCACUUUUGACUCUAACUCUCUCCUAAACCUUAACUCUGUAGUUAACGCUAGCCCCUACCUUAACCCUAAACUCGCUCCUGACCUACCUUACUGUCAACUUUAAAUCUAGCUUUAAGUCGGAUCCUUAACCUGACCAUAACCCUAACCUUAAACGUAACCCUUAUUUCACUGGAAGUCGGCCCAAAACCACCAGUAUUGCAGGCGAUUCUUAUUCCGAUGUCCUGUUUAAGGGUCACAUAGAUCAGUCCUUCUGAGUUUCAACCCUGGGGUCGACUUAUCACUCCAGCUGCUAACCCUCCAAGACACGACCCUUGAGUGCUCAAAAAUGCGUCCGAUUUAUUGUAGGCAGGAGAGGUCUUUUUGGAUUUUGUCCUGAUGCUGACCACCGACAUGAUGUGGUCUAGAACUGAGGCAGAAUUUCGAAGGAGUUGGUUCGGUAAAAACAAGUUGAGAAUUGUGAUACGAGGCUCCGCAUAGAAUACGACGCCAUCCGGGCGAACUAAACACUGCCGAGGCCUCAUUAUUCCCACAGUACCAACACGAUGAAACGUUGAGACGUAGCUGCACUGCUAUCCACCCGGAAGAUAACCGACUAACACUUUUAGAGCUCUGCGAAGUGACGAACCUUGUCUUUGUCUCGCCCUCAGUGACCAUCAAUAGCCGCUAGUACUUGGAUUACCAGUCUGGGUAGGAGAAGUAUGUGGUGCCCAACAGCGACAACUGUCUUGCCUCCAGGACUGGUGAUUACGUGCCUACUAUUUCGUCCUACGGCUGUCACUACUUUUUGUAAAAUACCAACGCGUUCCACACGAAUGGGAAAAAAACAGGGUGGUGUAGCUAACGGAUAUGUGGGCUGGAAGUGGGAGUUCCGCAGGCCGCGAGAGAAAGGUAAGCGCCCUCUGAAGUUAGAAACUGGGUGUUUCUGGCGCAUUAAUCAGCAAUCCUCCUUAUGGAUAUGAUCGGUUCCUGCAAAUCAGCGGACACAGAAAAAAAACAUGGGGCCUGGAGGCUGACUGGAGGAGGGGAGGAAGAGUUGACUGACCAGUGAGAUUAUGUUAGAACACUUGUUGGAUGCCUGGGUCGAAAAAAGCUCUCUUUCACGUCUCUUAAAUCGAUUAGCUAGUCUGGAAAAGUCGCUGGUUUUUUGGUAUUACGGGUUAUCGGCCUGACAAAUAUUGCUAAACAAUACCUCCCCUCCCUGCUUGCAUACGCACGGUUGCUGCCAAUAACAGUCGACUAUUGCGCAAAACCCUGCCUCGGCGCUCCCAUGAGCCGCCGCGCAGUUUCAUAGCGCUUUGAUGUCCUUAAACAAACGCCGACGGCUACAUGAUAUCCCCUCAAUCGCACACUUCUGAGACCGUGUUUGGGUUACUUUGUGUCCUCAACCGUAAACGCCGACUUCCACAAAAUCCCCCAUCAAUUAUAACCUGUGAGUUAAUUUUAGGGCGGUGUUGCAAUGAGCCAACCUAGCCCUUGGCAAGUGCAUGCAGACAGCCUGUCGGGUGGUUGUGUACAGAGAAACCAACCCGCUCCCAUGGGAACUUUCAGUCGUUUUUCAGCCUUCAUCAAGUUGCGAUGACUCUCAUCUGCGUUGACUUGCUACCGUUAUGGUUUUGCUGUUUUUUUUAACCCUAUCCUCAAAAAGUUAUCUUUCUCCUCUGAACACCUGACCUUAUGCGAUUUGAUGCCGAAGUGUCACAAUGCUCUGGUAGGGUCUAUGUUCGUCAUCUUAAAGCUCCUUGUUGGUCUUUCACAGGGACUCCAGAGAGUGGUCUGGCAGUCAAAAGUACUAAUUCCACUCUGACCGAGGACGGCAGGAUGUCUUGGUGUCCGAAAAAUGAGAGUGUCCCGGGCGAAGAAGAUAGAUGCGGUUUCCGGCACCCGAUCACGCUGUUAUAGGCGGCGAAAAGCAGGCAUUAAAUGCAAAACAGGGGUCUUCGGCACUGCGGCUAAGGGAAGUCCCGACUCGAUGUCCAGAGAGAAGGAGCGAGAACCGUCGGUUGUGGUGGUGGGAGGUAGAGUUGUUGGCCUGAAGAAACAAACUAUGAUUGGGGCAUCUGCGGUUUACCGGGGAUCAGAUGGACCCUAGGGUCGUUUAGGAAAUACUCGUCAUUCCGGUUAUCACACAGACUUGCGAGGUGCGACGGUUGCCAGGAGGAUUAGCCGUAUCCCUGCCCUGGAUGCUCCCUUUUUUUCCUAGUAGCCCUGCUUGAAUUUGGAAAUACAGGCGGGAAAUUUGUAGCGUCUGAGCAGCGGUUGUACUCCGACUGCCACAUUUACCCAGCCAGAAGACACCUGAGUGAGAGUUUUACUGUGCACAGAGUCCUGAGUUGUUGUCUCAGGCAGCAGUGACCGCUGGCAAGGUCAGGACGUGUGCUGACAUGCCUGGGGGAGAGAGAUCGUAGUCGCCCGUUUUAAUAGAUUUGCGGGAGCGGGUCCAAGUGGGUCGUGCUGCCCUAGCCGAGGGAUGGCAUGCUCAAGUGGGAUUUUUACUCCGGUGAUCGUCUGAAUGCGUGCAGUUGCGCAUGCUGCAGUCAGUCAGACUGUAAGGUCAGGAGGCCUGGAAUCGCCUCCUGCGAAGGUGACACUGCGGGGCAUUGGACAAACGCACCAGACAUCUUACUGAUGGCUGUCAGCUACGAAAGCACCAGAGGCGGCGUGGUAUCAAUCGGCUGCGCUUGGGCGAAUUGAACAUGGUUUGACCAAAUCAGAUGGUGUCUGAAAUAGCCUUCCGGUAGAGGGAUUGACGUCCUGUUGUUGACCAUAAACUGUGAUUUAGGCUGUCUUCGGUAUCCCGAACUCCAGUUGCUACAGAGGGAGGUGGAGGAAAAUGAAUUGAGAAGGUUGAGAGCUGAGCUGCCGACAGCUUGGUAAGUUGCAGAUCUUCAUUAGCGGGUUAGCCAUCCUGAACCAUUCGUACAGUAGAUGGAGAGGGGUUUCGUGUAAAAUGCGCUGCAUCGGUGGUUGUAAAUUUACCACUGCUGACAGUUGACAGUGGGGUUUUGAGACAACGAGCAUCAACAGCGGUUCCAGAAAGUGUGCAACAUGGAAGUACGUUUGCCGUGGGAUGCAACGGUAUGAUGCUCACCUGGCCUGAAGAGUCCGGGUUAGACUUGAGACUUACUACGGCCUCCUAUAGUGACUUUAUUUUUCCCUGGGUCUCUUUAGGGCUGUGAAACUGUUCCACUUCUGUUUAUGUUACGAAACUGCGGUCCGUGGAUACGGAGGUGCGUUCUAUUGAUCUCAUAUCCCAUGCCUGGUAGUUCACCCAUCGUAGUGAAUAAUAACCGUCCUCUGUUGAUUACAUUUGUAGCGCAGUUGUUGGGUGAUGCGCUUUGGUGGUUAGUGUUAGUUCUAUCCGGAUUGGUCAGAGGAAUCCAGUCCUAGCCUUGAAUGCAUUUGGGGCUGUGGGCGUUUGGGUGUGCUGUUAAUGCUAUUGGACAGAAAAGUAUCGCCACAGGUGACUGGUGCCUAGGUACAUAUCGAGCAGGUCGAACGGAUUCAGGAGUGUUUUGUGGUGGUCGUAGUUAGGUUCAUCAUGCGUGACGUCAGGUCUCAUAACUGCCAAAUCGGGCGCACCAUCUAGUCUGCCUCGUGUGUGAGACACAGGCGCUGCAGAUAUAUGCCUCUUGUUCUAUUGACACAGUCUAAACUCUCAGGCUGGAGUGUCAUGAGCUGUGUUGGCGUAGUUUGUCUAGCCCUCACGACCGGCUGCUCUGCGGAUGCGCUGAAUUAAUAUGGGAGCGAGACCGGCUCGCAGCACGCGUUUAUUGGGCAGUGCAGAGUCCGCGCUAGCCGUGCGCGUGUGUUCUGGCACGUCAUACUGCAGGCCUCCACAUCACGUCCAUCACUGCUGCCAAUCCGAUCACCCAUUGCCUGACAGGCUCGGACUGUCGUCUGGCGAAAUGGGAGAGGAAAGAGAGAAUGAGGCCGAACCUGCGGAAUUCAAUCCUUAUAACAACUCAGCGCAUUCCUUACUGUAACAGAUUUGACACGCUCGAAGUUCUCACGGCGCGCUAAAAGUCGUUGUCUCGAGGGUUGCCAAUUGACGGGAUAGCUCGGUACCCAUGAGAGUAUUUGGAUUGGCAGGGAGACCUAGAGUCGGGCUACAAUGAUUCCUUUUCACUGUGGCCUUCAUGCCACUACCACGCACGUGGGGUGCGAAGCGUCGCCAUAAAGACCUGGUAUACGCAGCAGGGACCAGGUCGUGUGUGGCACGCGUAGGUGGGAUGUUUAGCUUUGUCGGCCACUGCGCCCGCGUCCACCUCCAGACCGCAGCAGGAUGGGUGGGGGAUGAGCCAGAGACCUCGGUAGAUGCUGCGCAAGUUCGUCUCACUUCAAGCUAAUUCACUAGAUGCGCUUGCGCUCCCGCUGGGUAUACAGCUGGUGGGCAUGGCUGCCCAGUCAUCAUCCUCGUUCUUCUGACCCCUGUUGGGGUGUUGUUGUCGGCGAAAAAUUCUGGUCAGGUGUGUGAUGGCACGCCUAGGUGCGGGUCCGGCCGUGCCAGCCACCUGCGCCCUCCUCCGCCCACGGUCUUCUUGACUCGGCCUUGAUACCGGAUACAGAUGGGAAGUGGGGAAGAGUGUGGUAGGUGCUGCGCAAGUCUACAUUCGCUAUAAACUAAUUCACGCGCAAGUUACCGUGUCUGCUGCACCUUGCUGUGUAGCACACGAUGGACAUCGUCGGAAUCGAUGGCCGAACUGGUACUCACAAGCUAAUUCACACCAUGCAGCACGCGAUUGGUGUCAUCAGUCACAACGGUCAAACUGUUGGGCCAGGACCACCUACGCUGUCAAUUUUUAGGCAACUGAUUAGGACGGAGACUGCCUGCGUGUUGCUGACUUUCGACUCUUGUCUGCCCUGCCGCAUUCCUUAUACUCAUUUGACGGUUUAACGAGUUAAACUGUCUCCUUUAUCUCCUACAGGCCCUUCGGUCGGACCUGCAGAUGCAAGCCACCCUUCUACUCCCCUGCACUACCUCCCUAUCCAAUGAAAGUAUUUUCCCGGACACCCAGCGCCUCCUUGGAAUCCUCGAAAAUUUUGCGGAGCCCGUCUCCUAG